AUGAACUCUGAUCCAGCUAAGGUCGGGCGCGCGCCCAUCACCGCCACUGAAAAAUUAAUCGAGUGUCUGUCCAAAGAUGGGUGCGUAAUAGCUACUGACUUUACCUCUGUAGAGGAUCUGGCCCAAGUCCAAGAUGAUGUGAACCCGUAUAUGGAAGGGUAUACUGAGAUAAGGGCACAUCUCUUCCCACCACAAUACAGAUGGUGCGGCGGUAUUUUCGGACGCAGCGAGACGGUGCGCAAUCGUUGGCUUGCAGAGGAGAACCUUGACCUAGUACGCGAUCAUUUCCUUACGACCACUUUGACACCUCCAGGAGGUUAUGAUGGCGCAACAUUUGAAAGCAAACCGGUACUCGCCUUCUCAGUUACUCUCGAUAUAGGUCCCGGUGCGAAGCAGCAGCCAUUACAUCGUGAUGACUACUUGUAUUUCCAUCGCCAUCGAGACUUGACAAAGUCUGGCUAUGAAAUAGGAACAGAUAUGAUGAUGCUUAUGUUUGUUCCGGCUGUAAAAACAACAAUCGAGAAUGGAGCUACCCUUGUCGUUCCAGGUUCUCAUCUCUGGGAUGAUGUGAGAACCCCUGUGGAUAACGAAGUCUGUUAUGCCACCAUGACACCAGGGGAAGUCCUCUUGGUACUUGGAUCCACCUGGCAUGCUGGCGGCGGAAAUGUUACGACAGACGUGCGUCGACCGCAGCACACUUUCUUCUUCACACGCGGCAUGUAUCGUCCAGAAGAAAAUCCAUAUCUCUCAUACUCGCCGCAGCAGGUACUGUCAUGGAGCGAAAAAUCGCAAUCUCUUGCGGGGAUGAACCGAGAUACGCUGGCUUUCGAUCGAACCAAUUACUUGGUGCCUUCAGCUUUGUAUGCAGAAUCUACGAAGGCACAGAUUCCAGAUAAGUAA
Talaromyces amestolkiae is the source of this 900-nucleotide messenger RNA. RefSeq lists its product as uncharacterized. Bases 1 to 900 code for a protein of 299 amino acids. The transcript is spliced from 4 exons. NCBI's taxonomy places the organism in Eukaryota, Fungi, Ascomycota, Eurotiomycetes, Eurotiales, Trichocomaceae. The record is from RefSeq and is a predicted model, not a curated record.